AUGACUUCAGUCCCAACGCAAAACAUCUACAACGACCCAUCUUUCUUCAACGCAUACAGCACGCUCCCGCGCUCGGAACACGGCCUCGCCGGUGCCCCAGAAUGGCCAGUCCUGCGAGACAUGGUCGGCGGCGCAUCGGGUGUGCAAGACCAGAUGACUCUGGACCUGGGGUGUGGGUAUGGGUGGUUUGCGCGCUGGGCGGCAGACCAUGGUGCUAAGCGCGUCAGGGCGAUCGAUGUCUCGGAGAAGAUGAUCCGGCGUGCGAAGGAGCUUGACGGAGAGGGGAGGGGUGGUAUGAUUGACUAUGAGAUUCGGGACUUGGAGACCUUGACGGCUGCAGAGGACGAAAGGGACAAGUAUGAUCUUGUCUACAGCUCGCUUACGUUCCACUAUGUUGAGGAUUUGGGGAGGUUGUUGAGAGAGAUUCGUUCUUGUUUGCUCGGAGGGUCUUCUUCCGCUACGAACUUCAAGGCAGGGAAGAAAUCUUCGAGCACUAGAAAAGGCAGAUUUGUCUUCUCGGUCGAACAUCCCAUCUGCACGGCCCCUAUCUCGCCGGCACCAGACUGGAGCCUGGUUCGCGACGAAACCAACACGGAGCGCAAAGUCUGGCCGUUGAACAACUACAGUGAGGAAGGGCUCCGCGUGACAAGUUGGCUGGGGACAGCUGGAGUGCAGAAGUAUCAUCGGACUGUCGAGACGUACGUCUCGUUACUAUUGGAGAACGGGUUCGUGUUGACGGGAUUGAAAGAUUGGGUGCCGAGUUUAGAAGACGUCAGGGCCCAUCCGGAGUGGAGGGAGGAGAGGCAUAGGCCGUACUUCUUGCUGGUUUCGGCAGAGAUUGCUUGA
Messenger RNA from Aspergillus steynii IBT 23096, 846 nucleotides. RefSeq names its product class I SAM-dependent methyltransferase. The record is from RefSeq and is a predicted model, not a curated record. The transcript has a single exon. Bases 1 to 846 code for a protein of 281 amino acids. Gene Ontology annotation, molecular function: S-adenosylmethionine-dependent methyltransferase activity. NCBI's taxonomy places the organism in Eukaryota, Fungi, Ascomycota, Eurotiomycetes, Eurotiales, Aspergillaceae.